AUGGGCAAAGCUGCUGCCAAGCCUAAGACUGCUCCUGGCAAGGAUGUGGUGAAAAAAUCUGCCAAGAGAGUUAACAAGGCAGCAGCUGCUAAGUCAUCUGCGAAGGCAACAGCCAAGGCAGCUGCCAAGGUGAAAGUUGAACCACCUUCUCCCCAGAGGUCUCCUCGCGUUGAGGAGAUUGUUCCUGUGUCCCAAGCUGCUACUGUCGACAAGAAGGACAUCAGCAACUUCUUGGGCCAAAUGAAGAGGGCAAAUUCAGACGAUGCUGUGGCCUUGUACAACCACUACAAGACCCUGGGAAAGUUCGAUGCACAAAAGCAGGCUUUGGUUGCCAAGUGGAAGGCUGACAAGAGUUGCAAGUGGUACAGCAGCUACUCUGAGUCCUUUGAGAAGACCAGUGCCUCCAAGAAGCAGGGUGCUGUUGGCUGGUCGACAAGGUGGGAAAUUGCCAAUGAGAUGCAUCGAAAUCCAGGCUCACCAUCUUUCAAGGAACUUUUGGACACUUUGGAAAGCAGCUCUGAGAAGUGGGAUGAGUCUUUGCCGCAAGAAAAGUUCCUCAAGGACAAAGGUGAGAAGAAGUACUUCUGGUCUAGUGCCAGUGGUUUGGCCAAGUUUGAAGAAGUUGAGAAGCACAGCGAAGA
Molecule: messenger RNA, 641 nt
Organism: Cladocopium goreaui
Lineage: Eukaryota; Dinophyceae; Suessiales; Symbiodiniaceae
Source: the annotation of a GenBank genome assembly